Molecule: messenger RNA, 161 nt
Organism: Symbiodinium pilosum
Lineage: Eukaryota; Dinophyceae; Suessiales; Symbiodiniaceae
Source: the annotation of a GenBank genome assembly
GACCAGGUCCCACGGUGGCUUCUGCGGGAUGCCUUGGCACAGCUUUGUGGCCAGGAGGAAGAUGCCGUUGAGCGCAGCUCAGCCCAGAAGUCGAAGUUCAACAAGCAGCCGAGUCAGAAGAAGGCAAGUGCCAGCAUCCAGCCAACGGCAGCGCUGCCGAG